Molecule: messenger RNA, 1041 nt
Organism: Pestalotiopsis fici W106-1
Lineage: Eukaryota; Fungi; Ascomycota; Sordariomycetes; Amphisphaeriales; Sporocadaceae
Product: C-5 sterol desaturase
Exons: 2
Coding region: 1-1041 (346 amino acids)
Biological process (GO): lipid biosynthetic process
Molecular function (GO): iron ion binding; oxidoreductase activity
Source: RefSeq, a predicted model, not a curated record
AUGGAUAUCGUGAAUGAAAUCUUCGAUACCUUUAUGGGCGAUUAUGCCUAUGCUAAACUCAUGCCAUUGAAGCCGGCUCUUUAUGACUUCCCUAAUCCAACCAAUGCGACGGGCGAGGCUCGGGCCUUUUCGUCAUGGCAGUAUGAGCCUGCCACCAAGUACUUCUCACUCGAGCCGAGCCAGUAUGCCUACAUGAGCUCGUGGGCCAGAGACAAUAUUUACAGGCAGUCGCUCAACCUUUUUCUAAUCACUUGGAUUUUUGGACUGCUCGUUUACUUCUUGUUCGCAAGUCUGUCGUACAUUUUCGUCUUUGACAAGGGCACUUUCCAGCACCCAAAGUAUCUCAAGAACCAAAUCCGCCUAGAAAUUCGUCAGACCAUGAUCUCCAUGCCCAUCAUGUCGGUUCUGACGCUGCCCUUUUUCCUCGCCGAGGUGCGCGGCCACACCAAAUGCUACGACGGCCUCGACGCGGCGCCGUUUGCGGGUUACAACUGGCUGCAGUUUCCGCUCUUUCUCGUCUUUACCGAUUUUUGCAUCUACUGGAUUCAUCGCGGCCUGCAUCAUCCAGCCGUAUACAAGACAUUGCACAAGCCUCACCACAAGUGGAUCAUGCCCACACCGUAUGCCUCGCACGCCUUUCACCCCGUCGACGGCUGGGCGCAGGCGCUGCCGUACCAUAUCUUCCCUCUGCUGUUCCCUCUGCAAAAGCUGGCGUAUGUCGGAUUAUUCGUCUUUGUCAACUUCUGGACCAUUCUCAUCCACGACGGCGAGUACGUGGCCAACAGCCCCGUCAUCAACGGCGCGGCUUGUCACACCAUGCACCAUCUCUAUUUCAACUACAACUAUGGCCAGUACACGACGGUUUGGGAUCGCCUCGGCGGUAGCUACCGCAAGCCCAAUGACGAGUUGUUUGCCCGCGAGACCAAGUUUAGCCAAAAGGAGUGGAGUCGACAGACCAAGGAGAUGGAGAAGAUGGUCCGCGAGGUUGAGGGCGAGGAUGACAGGCAAUACGAUCCCGUUGAGAGCAAGAAGAGCCAGUGA